Molecule: messenger RNA, 1289 nt
Organism: Asterias rubens (European starfish)
Lineage: Eukaryota; Metazoa; Echinodermata; Asteroidea; Forcipulatida; Asteriidae
Product: peptidase inhibitor 16-like
Exons: 5
Coding region: 48-701 (217 amino acids)
Cellular component (GO): extracellular region
Source: RefSeq, a predicted model, not a curated record
AUCAACAGAGUAACAUCCACAGAGGAAGCUGUCUACUGCUCGUCAUCAUGAACACUUCACUUGUUCUUAUCGUAUGCUGUAUUAUCGGCUAUGCUGCUGCUGCUGGGUUAAGCAAGAAGGAACAACAAAAAAUCCUUAACCAGCAUAAUGAGUUCCGUGCUUCCAUUAAAGCAUCUGAUAUGGUGAAACUGGAAUGGGACAAUUCACUGGCAAAGAAGGCCCAGGAUUGGGCUGAUACCUGCACCCUUGGCCACAACCCUUCCCAUACCAUCAGCGGCAAAUCAUGGAGUUGGAUUGGAGAGAACAUGGCAUUCAGUACUGAGAAAGAUCUGGGAAAUAUGGUGCAAAUGUGGCAAGAAGAACAGCAGAUCUUCGACUACAACUCCAAUCAAUGCAACCCACACCCUAGUGACCCACUGCUGAGAGCUUGUGGACAUUACACUCAGAUGGUAUGGGCCAAGACUCAUUUCAUAGGGUGUGGUGUGAAGCUUGGUUGUUCUGGAUACUUGCCAAAUCGACUCGUCUGUAACUACGCUAUCGGUGGCAACAUGAUUGGUGAGAAACCUUAUACGUCUGGUAAGAAAUGCAGCGCCUGCCCAGACGGCUUCACCUCAUGCAAGGACAAUCUCUGCUCUAAGAAAUCCAAACCACGUCGACGAAGGUGUUUUGAGACCCCCAGUGACAUGGAAGCUCUGGACUAAUAGAUGACGUCAUGAUCCGCUGUUGGUUCCGCUUGACUGGGUUAAAGAAGAGGAAAGAUCAACGACCGCUUCAAUAGUUCACUAUAGAGCUAUCAAUACUUGCUAAAUGAUUUUAAUAUCUACUGGAGGUUCUAUGAUAAAUAAAUAAAGCUAAGUCAACUAAACGUUUUAUUUAUUUGCACAGAGUAGAUUAUGGGUAGGCCUUUACCGAAACUUUCAAAUAAACGUUUUAUUUAUUUGCACAGAGUAGAUUAUGGGUAGGCCUUUACCGAAACUUUCAACAUUUUCAGACGCCCUAGCUGAAAAUAUUACAAACAUGAUAUUUUUUAUUUGAAACCAAUAUUCACAAGCAGUUCCCCUUCCGACAAAACUAUUAUUAAUGAAACCGUGAAGUGUUUUUAGAAUCAUCAAAAUGGAAGUUUAUUACUGCUAUAAAACAUUGUCUAUAAUUGCAUGAUUUUAAUAAAGUUGACAUCCGGUUGUUAUUAAAAACAUGGGUUGUUAAAAACGGCCAGUUAUUUAUUUGAAAUGUAUGUCUUUAUGCGGGAUAUUAUACGAAAUAAACCCAACGAAGUUGCUCUCAUGAAA